Molecule: messenger RNA, 1099 nt
Organism: Aspergillus japonicus CBS 114.51
Lineage: Eukaryota; Fungi; Ascomycota; Eurotiomycetes; Eurotiales; Aspergillaceae
Product: GPI anchored serine-threonine rich family protein
Exons: 1
Coding region: 246-1097 (283 amino acids)
Source: RefSeq, a predicted model, not a curated record
AAUCUCCGGGGAUGCGACAAACCUCACCUUAUAAUCCCCCCCCUCCGAACCCCUUGCUUCUAUUUCGCCCACCAGUCAUUCCAACUACCAGUCAUUCUUUUCGGAAUCCAGUCACUCGCUUACCUCCGAUUCUAUCUUUCCUGACUACAGCUCUUGUUGUCAUCUCGAGCAUUCUUUGUAUAUACCCCUUUCUACAACCCACUCGAAACGCACUCCGCACCGAACCUGCAGUCCACCGCAACACCAUGCAUCUAUCCAACCCCACACUGCUGGUGUCGCUGACAUCGCUUGCCUCGGCGAUCAGCAUCACCAAGCCGGGUCUCAAUGCCACCUACCCGGCCGGCUCCACCAUCAGCGUCAACUGGACGAGCGUCGACACCGACCCCAGCUACUUCAGCCUCUACCUGUGGAACUUCGUCUCGUGGCCGCCGACCUACGUGCCCCUGGCGCUGGACAUCCCGACCGCCGACCUGACGCACCGCGUGCAGAUCCCCUGCGACACCGACCCGGAGUGGGGCUACCAGAUCAGCGGCAUCAACGGCACCAACGUGUACAUCAUCUACGCGCAGAGCGAGAAGUUCACCGUCGCGCCGCCGGUGCAGCCUUGCUCCGACGUGACCAGUCCUUCGUCUCUCCCGGGGCUGCCGUCGCCCUCGCGCACCCCGGUGGCCGCCCCCACCUGCCCGGCCCCGGCCACGCAGACCGUUUAUGUCACGGUGAGCCCCACCGGUUCCAGCUCUGUCUUGCACCCUCACCACCACACCGAUCAUUAUGACCACCACCAUCACCAUGAUCACUCUGCUUCUUCUAUCCUUCCCGCUGCUACCCCCGCCAUCCCCGUUGCUGUUGUCCCCGUCGUGACCUCCAAAACCGUGAAACCUGGAAUCGUGCCUAAGACUAUUGGUUGGUGUUCAGACUACGCCCACCCUGUGACCCUCGGGACUGUGCCCACGCCCACGGCGGCGGUGGUGGAGGUGUCGACCGGGCUGACGACGGCGGUGGUGACGGCUGCGCCGAGUGGGGAGGGGGGUGCUGUGGUGGUGGAGACGGUGACGACGACGGUCAGUGUGGUGGGGGAGGAGUGUAAGUUCGCUUGAGG